Messenger RNA from Trypanosoma conorhini, 672 nucleotides. RefSeq names its product kinetoplast DNA-associated protein. The coding region runs from base 1 to 672 and encodes 223 amino acids. The transcript has a single exon. Lineage: Eukaryota; Euglenozoa; Kinetoplastea; Trypanosomatida; Trypanosomatidae. The record is from RefSeq and is a predicted model, not a curated record.
AUGUUUCGACGCACGCUGGCGGCGCUGCGUGUCAGCCCCUACUCCCUCUUCCUCAAGGAACUGUCGAAGAAGAAGGAGCUGUCGGGGCUGCCGCUGAAGGACGCGUCGACUAUCGCUGCCCGCAUGUACCACGCCCUCCCGCCCCAGAAGAUGAAGGCGCUGAAGGCGCGUGCCGCGAGGAAGAGUUACCCCGCACUCGAUUCCUUCAACCGCCUCCAACGGCAGCAGGCGUUUCGCUUCACGCACCUCAGCAAUUUGCAGCGCCAGCGCAUCAUUGGGAGGAUGUGGAGAGAACUGAAGAAAAAAGAAGUGCUGGCGAAGAUGGGAACGCGAAAGGCCCUCAAGGCGGUUACAAGGGCAACCAAGCGAAAGGAGGCGGCCGUGGCAGCGGCUGCAAAGAAGAAGGCGAAGGCGCUGCUGAAGCGCAGGGCGGCUCUGAAGCGCAAGGCGGCUCUGAAGCGCAAGGCGGCUCUGAAGCGCAAGGCGGCUCUGAAGCGCAAGACGGCUCUGAAGCGCAAGGCGGCCCUGAAGCGCAAGGCGGCUCUGAAGCGCAAGGCGGCCCUGAAGCGCAAGGCGGCUCUGAAGCCCAAGGCGGCUCUGAGGCGCAAGAGCACACUGAGGCGCAAGAGCACACUGAGGCGCAAGGCGGCAGAACAGGCCACAGUGGCAUAG